GGCUGUGUUCAGUUACGAGGCUCAACAGGAAAGCCAGCUAUGCACCAGCGUGAGUACAGAGAGCGUUAAGAUCUCUGUAUUGCACAGUCGCCACGAGAGAGAGAGCAGACCCUCACCCUAUGUCGGGGGUUAGAUCUGUACCCAGGUGCCAGUGGUGACACACAUAUGUUCAUAACUAUUCAGAUCUGUGCACAGACGCUUUGUAUACCCUACGGAUCGAAAAGUGAGGGUAUCUCUGUGGGUGACACGGGAGCAGCGAUGGAAUAUCUAAAGACAUUACUCGCAUCAGAGGCAUUUUGCAAAUGGAAUUAGAGACCAGCCCAGCUCUGCCGCAGUGAAACGGCUGCCAAGAUGGAUAAAGAUGAAGAAGAGAAGAUGUCUGAGAAGAAAGGUCCGGUCUGUUUGAUCAAGAACUCAGGCUAUGGAAACCUGCAGGUGAAUGAUGAGGCGUUGAAGAUCCUCUCACAGAUAAACCAGCCUGUUGUGGUUGUGGCAAUAAUCGGACUGUACCGCACGAGAAAGUCUUAUCCGAUGAACAACUUGGCUGGAAAACAGAGAGGACAAUCAGGCUUCUGUCUCGGAUCAACUGUUCAGUUGGAGACCAAAGGAAUUUGGAUGUGGUGCAUGCCUCACCCUGGGAACGACAAGCAAUGCCUGGUGCUGCUGGACACUGAGGGUCUGGGCGACUUUGAGAAUGGCGAUGGCCAGAAUGACGGAUGGAUUUCAGCCUUGGCUCUGCUCUUGAGCAGCACGCUGAUCUACAACAGCACAGGAACCAUCAACCAGUGGUCCAUCGAGAAACUGCACUACUUCAUCGAAUUGACCGAGCUCAUUAAAGGCAAGUCGUCAAAUGGGAAGUAUGAUCCCUCCCAGUAUGACAACGUCCUCGCCGGCUUCGUGUGGACAGUUAUGGACCUCACUUUGAAACUGGAAAUAAAUGGGACUCCCGUGACUGCGGAUGAAUAUUUGGAGUACGUUCUGAGAUUGAAACCGGAUGUGAGCAAGAGAAACAUCGAGCACAACCUUCCAAGAGAACGCAUCAUGAGUUUCUUCCACAAGCGAAAAUGUUUUGUGAAGAAUCCUGUCUUUAAGAAGUUCACCAGGACGUUUGCUGAUUAUAUAUACAGGAAGGCACAGACAAAGAGAGACACACACGGCCGUGAAGUGACUGGGAAAAUGUUGGCUCCGAUGGUGACCACCUAUGUGACGAUGAUCUGCAGUGGGCGGGUGCCGUGUCUUGAGAAUGCAGUAACAACAAUGUCUAAGAUUGAAAACACGGCUGCAGUGAGGGAAGCAUUGGACUUUUACAAGGAAGCGAUGAAUGAAGUGAAGCCACCGAUACAAUCUGUGGAUGCGUUAUUCACAGUGCACGAGCGGUGCCGGUCUGAAGCUCUCCAGGUGUUUCUGAAACGAAGUUUCAAGGAUGAAGGUGACAAGUAUCAGGCGGAGCUAGAGAGAAAUAUGGCCACGCUGUAUGAGAUUUUCCAGAAAAAUUUUGAGCUUUCUGAACGUGAUCUGCCGGAGCUGCUUGAGCCCAUAGAGAAAAGAAUGAGGGGAGGAGCAUUCGACAGACCGGGAGGAUAUGCUGAGUUUGAGAAUGAUAAGGAUGCAAUGAUCAGCAAAUAUCACAAGAAUCCUGGAAAAGGACUCCAGGCAAAAGACACUCACCACGAGUUCCCGAAAAACAAGGAGCAGCAUCAGAUUGUCCAGCAAACUUCCAUCACUUUGUCUGGGAAAGAAACGGCGCUCAGAGCCGAACCCAAGAAACCAGAACUGAUGAAGGAAGCUAGGGAAGAGGAAUCUAUUGCUCACCAGCUACUGACUGCAGAGCAGCGUUUGAGAGAGGAAAAGAUCCAACAUUUGGAAAUGUCUCUAGACGAACAGAAUAAGAAGAGAGUGGAGGAGCAGAAAGCAUCGGCAAUUGAAUUACAGGAGCAGCAACGUUUACUGAGAGCAGAGAAGGAUAAGACUGCAGCGAUGCAGCAGCAGAUGGAAGACCUGUACAUAGCAAUCAAGGUAUCGUCUGAACAGAUUGAGGAGCUACACAAAUCCACGGCUAAUAAACUGCAGGAGCAGGAAGAUUCACUGAGAAAAGAGUUCCAGAAGGAAGUUGCAGAAUUGCAGAAUCAGAAGAAAGCUCAACUCAAGAGAAUAGAACUGAUGGAGAGCGCGAGGAAGGAGGAUUCUCAGGCUUACCAACAGUUUAUUCAGGAGAAGCGUCUGAGUGAGGAAAAUAUCCGUCUCCUGGGAGUGGCUCCGGAGGAUGAGACGGAGAAGUUGCUGGAAGACAAGGGAGCCAUGGAUCGUAGACUGCAGAAGCAACAGCGUUCUCAGAGUCAAGAGUUCCAGGAGAAUUCCGCAGGAAAGGAGUUUCAGAUUAAAGCCCUACAGGAAAGGAUCAACCUGCUGGUGAGACAGAGCAAGGAUGAUUCUGAGGUCCACCAACAGCUGAUUGAGGAGAAGCGUCUGAGAGAAGAAAAGAUCCGACACUUGGAAGUGACACUGGAUGAAGAAAGGAAGAAUUCACGGGAGAACCAUGAAGCAAUGGCUGGCAAACUGCAGGAACAAAAACGUUCAUUGAGACAAGAGUUCCAAGAGAAGUCUGCGGCAAUGCAACAGGAAAUCAGAGCCCUACAGGAAAGGAUCAACCAGCUGGUGAGACAGAGCGAAGAUGAUUCUGAGGUCCACCAACAGCUGAAUGAGGAGAAGCGUCUGAGAGAAGAAAAGAUCCGACACUUGGAAGUGACUCUGGAGGAAGAGAGGAGGAAUUCACUGGAGAACCAUGAUGCCAUGGCUCGUAAACUACAGGAACAAAAACGUUUAUUGAGACAAGAGUUCCAAGACAAGUCUGCGGCAAUGAAGCAGGAAAUCAAAGCCCUACAGGAAAGGAUCAACCAGCUGGUGAGACAGAGCGAGGAUGGUUCUCAGGUCCACCAACAGCUGAAUGAGGAGAAGCGUCUGAGAGAAGAAAAGAUCCGACAGUUGGAAGUGACUCUGGAGGAAGAGACGAGGAAUUCACGGGAGAACCAUGAUGCCAUGGCUCAUAAACUACAGGAACAAAAACGUUUAUUGAGACAAGAGUUCCAAGAGAAGUCUGCGGCAAUGAAGCAGGAAAUCAAAGACCUACAGGAAGGGAUCAGCCUGCUGGUGAGACAGAGCGAGGAAGAUACUGAGAUCCACGAACAGAUGAUUGAGGAGAAACGUGUAAGAGAAGAAAAGAUCCGACACUUGGUGUUGGCUCUGGAGGAAGAAAGGAGAAAAUCGAAGGAGGACCAUGAAGCCAUGGCUCUAAAACUGCAUGAGCAACAAUGUUCAUUUGAUCAAGAGUUCCAGCAGAAGUCUGCAGCGAUGGAGCAAGAAAUCAGAGGCGAACGUGAGGAAGUGGAGAGACUGAAGAGGAUGGAAAUCCGGCAUCGUCAUGAGUUGAUGAGAGUGCAGAAUCGUCAUAGGGCAGCCAACAUUGAAAAAAUCAUUGCCAACGAGGCGAAAGACAGGAUGAGGUCACGAGACAUGAACGUCAAUGGUCUGAUACAUCUGGAGAGGAAUUGUAUGCCUGGAAUAUGGGUUCAAGUGAUGGGAUACUUACGGCUUUUCAUCAUUGCCCGGCUACUGGGGGCCCUGACUGUCUCUGCAUUCCACAUUUUUACUCAAGGUCCACGAGUACCUCUGAAGUUACAGGGACUGAAGAAGCUCACAGUGACUGAUGUGACACUGGUGCUGACGGUAUAA
Molecule: messenger RNA, 3729 nt
Organism: Callorhinchus milii (elephant shark)
Lineage: Eukaryota; Metazoa; Chordata; Chondrichthyes; Chimaeriformes; Callorhinchidae
Product: trichohyalin-like
Exons: 19
Coding region: 352-3729 (1125 amino acids)
Molecular function (GO): GTP binding; GTPase activity
Source: RefSeq, a predicted model, not a curated record